Molecule: messenger RNA, 3998 nt
Organism: Chroicocephalus ridibundus (black-headed gull)
Lineage: Eukaryota; Metazoa; Chordata; Aves; Charadriiformes; Laridae
Gene: EML4
Product: EMAP like 4
Exons: 24
Coding region: 437-3448 (1003 amino acids)
Biological process (GO): microtubule cytoskeleton organization
Cellular component (GO): mitotic spindle
Molecular function (GO): microtubule binding
Source: RefSeq, a predicted model, not a curated record
GUGGUGCUGGCGGGCAGCCGGCGCCGCAGCCCCCCUUCCCGCCUGGUUUCAGGCGGGGAGGGGGUGCCAGCCCCCGUCAUGUCCCUAAACCGCCGCCGGUUCCCCGCCUGGGAGGCGGUGGCCGGGCCCCGCUUCUCUCGGGACGAGGCACCUGAAGCUGCCCAGGCCGCGGCCUGCGGGGGGCGGCCGCCGUCCCGCGCCCCGCCAGCGCCCGGCUGACGUCUGCGGGCCGCGGCCCCUCCCUGCGGCGGCCGCCGGGCCCCGGCCCCAGCCCACCCCCUCUCGCCGGGGACCGGCCGCCUCCGGCAGGGCUGCGCGGCCCGGGAGGGGUCUCCUCACAGCCCGCCGGGCCGGGGCGCGGGGGAGGCUCGCUCUGAGCCUGGCCGGGAAGAGCGGAGGGGCCGGGGCGGUGGGUGGCUUGGCGUCGGGGAGAGGGAUGGAAGACAGCCUGCCCUGCCUGGCCGCUGCCUGCGACCCCUCGGCGCUCGUCGGCUUCUGCACGGAUGACAGCAUCUCAGCUGCGAGUACGUCUGAUGUCCAGGACCGUCUCUCAGCCCUGGAGCUGAGAGUACAGCAACAAGAAGAUGAAAUCACUGUGCUAAAAGCAGCGUUGGCUGAUGUGCUAAGGCGUCUUGCGAUCUCUGAAGACCAUGUAGCUUCUGUGAGAAAAUCAGCACCAAGUAAAGGUCAGACAAGCCUCCGAGAAGCUAUCUCCAUGUCCUGUAUAACUAACGGGAGUACAGGAAGCAGGAAAACAAGCCACAGUUCCUCUGUUUCUGUUGCCAGAAAAGAAACUUUUUCAUCUGCUGCAAAAAGCGGUACAGAAAAAAAGAAGGAAAAACCUCCAGGACAGAAAGAAAAAAAAGAGGAAUCUCAUUCUAAUGAUCAAAGUCCACAAACUCAAGCAUCACCUUCUCCCCAGCCCUCCUCACAGACUCUGCAAACACACAGGCAAACUCAAGAAAGCAAGAGUUCUGCUCCAGCUAAAAGCAUAAAGAAAUCCUUGACUGCUGAAAAACCUCACAGUGCUUGGGAGAGUUCAGAUGACAGUCGUAACAAGCUGCUGAGAGUAGCGUCAACAUCUAAAUUAAUAUCAAAAGUGGCAAAGAAUGCAGACAAGCACAAAGAUGUCAUCGUCAGCCAAGCAAAAAUGUCAACUCGUGAAAAAAACAGCCAAGAGGGAGAAUAUAUCAAGAUGUUCAUGCGAGGGCGACCAAUCACAAUGUUCAUUCCUUCUGAUGUAGAAAACUAUGAUGAUAUUAGGACAGAGCUGCCUCCUGAAAAGUUAAAACUGGAGUGGGUAUAUGGGUAUCGUGGAAGAGACUGUCGAGCCAAUGUUUACCUCCUUCCUACCGGAGAAAUUGUAUAUUUCAUAGCAUCAGUGGUGGUACUAUUUAACUAUGAGGAGAGAACUCAGCGACACUACUUGGGUCAUACAGACUGCGUUAAAUGUCUUGCAGUUCAUCCAGACAAAAUUAGAAUUGCAACAGGACAGUUAGCUGGAGUGGAUAAAGAUGGAAGGCCCCUGCAGCCCCAUGUUAGAGUAUGGGACUCGGUGAGCCUGGUGACGCUGCAGGUUAUCGGCCUCGGGACUUUUGAACGUGGAGUGGGGUGUUUGGAUUUUUCCAAAGCGGAUUCUGGUACUCAUUUGUGUGUAAUUGAUGAUUCUAAUGAGCAUAUGCUCACCGUGUGGGAUUGGCAGAGGAAAUCGAAAAUAGCAGAAAUAAAGACUACAAACGAAGUGGUUCUUGCUGUAGAAUUCCAUCCAACUGAUGCAAAUACCAUAAUAACAUGUGGCAAAUCUCAUAUAUUUUUCUGGACCUGGAGUGGCAAUUCAUUAUCAAGGAAGCAAGGGAUAUUUGGGAAAUAUGAAAAACCCAAAUUUGUUCAGUGUUUGGCUUUUUUGGGCAAUGGUGAUGUGCUCACUGGAGACUCAGGUGGGAUAAUACUUAUAUGGGGCAAAACUACUGUAGAAUCUACUCCAGGAAAAGGACCUAAAGGAGUAUAUCAGAUAAGCAAACAAAUCAAAGCUCACGAUGGCAGUGUGUUUACGCUCUGUCAAAUGAGGAAUGGGAUGCUGCUAACUGGAGGUGGGAAAGACCGAAAGAUCAUCCUGUGGGAUCAUGAUUUGAAUCCCGAAAGGGAAAUUGAGGUUCCUGACCAGUAUGGAACAAUCAGAGCAGUAGCAGAAGGAAAAGCAGAUCAGUUUUUAGUGGGUACUUCACGAAACUUUGUUUUGCGGGGAACAUUUGAUGAUGGCUUCCUAGUAGAGGUACAGGGACAUACAGAUGAACUCUGGGGACUGGCAUCCCAUCCUUUCAAAGACUUAUUUUUAACAUGUGCUCAAGAUAGGCAAGUUUGUAUGUGGAACUCCGUGGACCACACACUGGAAUGGACCAGGCUGCUAGAUGAACCAGGGCACUGUGCUGACUUCCAUCCCAGUGGAGCAGUGGUUGCGAUAGGAACGCACUCGGGCAGGUGGUUUGUUUUGGAUGCAGAAACGAGGGAUCUGGUUUCAAUACACACUGAUGGCAAUGAACAGCUCUCAGUGAUGCGCUACUCAGUAGAUGGCACCUUACUUGCAGUUGGAUCCCAUGACAACUUUAUUUACCUCUACGUAGUAACAGAAAAUGGAAGAAAGUAUAGCAGAUAUGGAAAAUGCACUGGACAUUCCAGCUAUAUUACACACCUUGACUGGUCCCCGGACAACAAGUAUAUAAUGUCAAACUCAGGAGACUAUGAAAUACUAUACUGGGACAUUCCAAGUGGCUGUAAGCUAAUCAGGAAUCGUUCUGACUGUAAGGAUAUAGAUUGGACGACAUACACUUGCGUGCUAGGCUUCCAGGUGUUUGGAGUUUGGCCCGAAGGAUCAGAUGGGACAGACAUAAAUGCCCUUGUCAGAUCCCAUAACCGAAAAGUGAUAGCAGUUGCUGAUGAUUUUUGUAAGGUCCAUCUCUUUCAGUAUCCCUGUUCCAAGCCAAAGGCUCCAAGUCACAAAUACAGCGCUCACAGUAGUCAUGUGACAAAUGUCAGCUUCACCCAUAGCGAUGGUCACUUGAUUUCAACUGGAGGGAAGGACAUGAGUAUUAUUCAAUGGAAACUCGUGGAGAAGGUUACCCUACCGCAAAAUGACAUUGUCGUAGACAUCGGUGCAACCAAAGUGCCCGUCCCUGCCAGUGAAAACGCUGUACAGUCUCCUGCACCCCUUCCACAGCCUUUUAAUGAAAUGAACCAAAACGAAAGUGUAACUGGCAGCUCUCCGGCUUCUUUGGAGAGCAACUUGGAGCAGUCUGCGGAGGCCAGCGAGGAGCAAAGCGAGGAGCAAAGUGAGGGGAGCAGCCUGGAUCCCGCCGAGCCGGGCUACGAGGAGCCCUCCAACGAGACAAGCGAGGAGCACAGUGAAUCCACGGUGACUGAAGAGCAGGCAGAUAACUCACCGGUGUCUUAACGCUCCCAGCUCAGGCGGUUGUUAUUUUCCCUUGGUGUGCGUGCUUUCAUUACAGGGUGAGGGUUCAAAUAGGGAAAAGUAGCUGAGAUUCAUGACCACUCCAGCUUUUGAGUUUCAGUGAGAUUUUUAGUCUGAGCUUCAGUUCAAUGUGUGGUGGAACCAUCCCAAGGGGCCUGGCUUGAUGGCGUGUGUCAAGAUCUGGUCACGGUUAGUAGUGAACAUUACCAUAGAUCCAUUUCAGUUCUGAAAUUGCUGUCAGGAAGUGGCAUGAAAUAUAUACUGGAAAAAAGGUUAGCUCUGAGAAUUAGCUGAAGUAGACCACCUUAACGAUGUGAAAGUGCUUUCUGAAAGAACUAAGCUGAUGGGAAGCGCUGAGCUGUUCCAGCUGGGGAGUACAGUGCUGCUUUUUCCAGGUGCAAAGACAAACCGAACAAAAAAGCAACCAAAAAGCUCUUUGUAGGGCUGUCUUCCUUUGUUUUUUCUUAAUGAGAAAAAUAGAGGAAAAACAAUGUAACGAUGCCACAUGUAUGGCAAUGCCUUCUUGAUCUAA